GGCCCACGUGAGCACAGAAAGUCGAGGCAAAAGUACGGAAGGUGAAGGGAUGGGCACGGGGUGGAGCUUUCGUGAAGAACGAACGUUUUCUGCUCCUUGAGGUUGGUGCUGGCUCACCCGACGCUAUUUUUAACUUGCCACGUACAUCAGUUUCCUGCAGGCUGGCCCACAUACCUCCUCCAGCAGUUGAAGGGAUUACGCGUAAGCAGAAACACAGAAGUUGCCACAAGACAAGCUAAGCUGAUCAUAAAACGUCAACAUGAAGGUGUUGCUGGUAGCAUUGUCGGUGGCUCUGGUGGUGGUGUAUGCAGACAAAUGUGAGGAGCAGUGUGCCCAGUGUCCAGUCCUGGAGAGGUCUGACUGUCUGGCCGGAGUGGACAAGGACCCUGACUGUCAAUGCUGUGAUGUUUGCUCCAGGUUUGAGGGCCAGAAAUGUGAUAUGAAGGAUGAGAAACCCAAGCACGGAAGCUGUGGUGAUGGACUGGAGUGCAAAAAGGCUCGUGGCGGCAACAUCUGUCAGUGCAUGUGGGAGGAGAUUAUCUGUGGCACCAAUGGCGUCACCUACUCUAACCUGUGCCAGUUGAUGGCUACUGCAGUCAGAGAGAGCAAACAGGAUGAGCUGGAGGUCAAAUCUGUUGGACCAUGUGAGCCAGGAGCAAAAAUCAUCACCAAGCCUGAGUACAUCAAGAACACCACCAACAACAACAUUGUUCUGUCCUGUGAGGCUAUUGGCUUCCCUGUUCCCACCAUCAGCUGGAACGUCACCCGUGCCAACAGCAAGACUUUCACUCUUCCCGGGGAUGACAGCCACAUCGUGACCGCCAUGAGGGGAGGACCCGCAAAGUACCAGGUCACCAGCUGGAUGCAGAUUGAGGGACUCAUGAAGCGCCAUGAGGGUGACUACACUUGCAUCGCUGUCAAUGAGCACGGAGUCGAGUCAGCUAAGGCUAGAAUCAAGGUUGUCAACUAAGAUGGUACCAAAAUGAAAAAUGCUUCAUUUUUAAGUCAUCAGUUCAUGUAUGUUCCUGUAAUUGUGAUUGUUUCGUCAUGAAGCUUUUUUUUCGCUAAAGUUUCAAACAUAAUCAUGAUAACUGGUUUCAAAUGGUGCUAUAUUUGUAAUCUGUUUAUUUGUUAUUCUUUACACUCACUAUUUUUUUGUUUUUAGUUGUUUUUACUUUAAGUACAUGGAUAUUGUACAGGUUCAACAUAAAAGUCUUUGUUCAAGCAUACGAUCAUUGACUUUGGGGCAAAUAUUUAGUGAGGCAUAUCUUACCAAAUGUGCUGCAGUAAGUGCCUUUAUUUAAUAAGUGCCUGAAUCUCUCAUCUCACGAAUUUAGCAGUGCUUUUGAACUUUGAGACUUCUAUUUUUGGAACCUCUUCCUGAAGGAAUGAUGAAACAUGCCCCUUUUCAGCAGUAUAUAUGCCAUCAAGUAUUAUGAUUAUUUUGAUUUGUUUGAUUAUUUUGUUCAAGUUGUGCUUAUUUUUGCCUCCAACCUGUGGUAUAUGCAAUAUGAAGUUGUUUUAUCAAUGACUUCUUGGGACAUCCAAAAGUGCCAAAAUAUUCUGUACAAAGAAUCUGAGUUUUUCGUGUUGUCAGCUGGAUCAUUAAGUAGGCUCCGGUAAACGAUUACCGGUGAAUGCAAGUAAAAAUCAUAUCUUGAAUUCUUCCGACAGAAUUUGGAACCUUGGAAUAUCAUACAAAAACUGAAAGUAUUUCUUUGAAAGUCAUUUAGCCUUGUUUCUAAAAUUUUCCUGGUACAAUGUACAAAUGUAUGAUAUGAAGUGGAAUAAGUAUCUCUGUGUUAUGUUAUUAAGUUCUUAUACAUUUUUUUGUCAUCAUCUUUGACAUCAUUGCAAUACUUUUGAUUGCGGAAUGUUGUCGUUCAAGGCAGGUACACAACGAAAUAUUUUUCUACUUUGACUGUUUAGGCUUGCUUUAUUAUGCCUUCAUUGAAUUUCGAAAUACACUUUCUUUGUACCUAAUGGAAUUCUGAAUUCAAAAUUGACAGAUUUAGCAAUAAAACAAUAUCUUACUCUUUAU
Messenger RNA from Aplysia californica (California sea hare), 2041 nucleotides. Its product is annotated as insulin-like growth factor-binding protein-related protein 1. NCBI's taxonomy places the organism in Eukaryota, Metazoa, Mollusca, Gastropoda, Aplysiida, Aplysiidae. The record is from RefSeq and is a predicted model, not a curated record. Bases 260 to 970 code for a protein of 236 amino acids. Gene Ontology annotation, biological process: regulation of signal transduction; regulation of cell growth. Gene Ontology annotation, molecular function: insulin-like growth factor binding. Gene Ontology annotation, cellular component: extracellular region. The transcript is spliced from 7 exons.